This is a messenger RNA of Loxodonta africana (African savanna elephant), 1008 nucleotides long. Its product is annotated as trypsin-like. Gene Ontology annotation, biological process: proteolysis. Bases 1 to 744 code for a protein of 247 amino acids. The transcript has 5 exons. Gene Ontology annotation, molecular function: serine-type endopeptidase activity. NCBI's taxonomy places the organism in Eukaryota, Metazoa, Chordata, Mammalia, Proboscidea, Elephantidae. The record is from RefSeq and is a predicted model, not a curated record.
AUGAAGGCCUUAAUCUUCCUCGCUCUCCUGGAAACUGCUGUUGCUUUCACCACUGAUGAUGAUGACAAGAUUGUUGGGGGCUACACCUGUCAGAAGAAUUCCCUCCCCUACCAGGUGUCCCUGAACUCAGGGGGCAAUCACUUCUGUGGUGGCGUCCUCAUCACUGACCAGUGGGUGGUGUCCGCAGCUCACUGCUACAAGCCCCAAAUCCAGGUGCGUCUGGGAGAACACAAUAUCGCGGUCCUUGAGGGCAAAGAGCAGUUCAUUAACUCGGCCAAGGUCAUCCCCCACCCCAAGUACAACUUAGCCGCCAUCGAUAAUGACAUCAUGCUGAUUAAACUGAGCUCCCCUGCUACCAUCAACUCUCAAGUGUCCACAGUCUCUCUGCCAACGUCCUGCGCUGCUGCCCACUCCCAGUGCCUCAUCUCUGGCUGGGGCAAUACUGAAAGCAGUGGAUCCAACUACCCAGACCUCUUGCAGUGUCUGAACGCCCCCAUCCUCUCUGACAGUGUCUGCCGCAGUGCCUACCCAGGCAAGAUCACCAGCAACAUGAUUUGUCUGGGCUUCCUGGAGGGUGGCAAGGACUCUUGCCAGGAGGACUCUGGUGGCCCUGUGGUCUGCAACGGAGAGCUUCAGGGCAUUGUCUCCUGGGGCAAUGGCUGUGCUCUGAAAGGCAAACCCGGUGUCUACACCAAGGUCUACAACUAUGUGAGCUGGAUUCAGCAGACAAUCGCUGCCAACUAGGCACCUCCCCGGCCCACCUGUACAUCUCCAUGAUCUAUCCCCCAGUAGUCAACUGAUCUUCCUCCCAUGCCUGAAAACAAUAUCUAAAUAAAGCAUUCCAUCAUGCACCACAUAUCAGUCUAAGAGUUGUCCUUGCUUGAUGUUAUGAAUGUUCUCUUGAGAUGGCUGGUAAAUAAGAAGGUGCACAUAGAAUUUAAAAAUUAUAUUAAGAGAGAAUUUGAAGAUUAUUUAGUCAUUCAUUCAGUCAAAUAAAUAAAAAUUUAU